Rhagoletis zephyria (snowberry fruit fly) is the source of this 756-nucleotide messenger RNA. The record is from RefSeq and is a predicted model, not a curated record. NCBI's taxonomy places the organism in Eukaryota, Metazoa, Arthropoda, Insecta, Diptera, Tephritidae.
AUGGUGGUGCCACUGACUGGGGCCAUCAUUGGCAAUGGAAUGUGCGAUCCACGACAUCAGAUGCUGUACGGACAGUCUCUGCACAGUGCCGGCCUCAUAAGUGGCAAAAAGAAGGAGCUGUUUGAGAAGAGUGAACAGCAAAUUAGAGAUCUAAUCGACGCCAGGCAGUACCUAAAGGCGUAUCACCUCUGGGACUGGCUGAUGCUCGGCGAGCUGACCAAUGGCGCCGGUUCAGUGUUUGGCAAUGCCACCGGAUACAGCUAUCGCUACAGUCAGCUGCACGACAAGGCACCGGAAGAACUCAAGUACUACGAACGCUUUGUCGUGCUCAACUCGACACGAGCAGCACUGCACGUUGGCAAUCGACCCUUUUCCGGGAACUCCUUCCUCGUAGAGCAGCACCUUUUUGCCGACUUUAUGGUCAGCGCUGCGCCGCUGAUUGAUGAACUGCUCACCGCACGGGUUGACCUGCUUCUGUACAGCGGCGCUCUGGACAUUAUUGUGCCGACGAUCAGCACGGAGAACAUGAUCAGCAGGCUCAAGUGGAGUGGUCACCGGAAGUUUAGCAAUGCCAGGAGAAGAGUGUACCGAGAGGGCAAAGGCAACCAGACCGCAAUCACCGGCUACAUUCAGCAGGCUGAACACCUGACACUGGCGGUGGUCAUCAACUCAGGUCAUAUACUGCCCUAUGAGCAGCCCAGUGUGGCGCUCGAUUUAGUUGCCAAGUUUGUCAACUCGGAGCCAUUUACAAAUUAA